AUGGAUCAAUCGACAUUGACCUUUUUGGUUACGAUAGUAAUUGGAUUCGUUUUAGUCAAAUGGUUCACACAGACUGAUCAACAUCCAUCCGCUCAGGCACUUACAGGAAACCAGGCAAGUACUGGUGGCGUUAGCAGCCCUAGUAGUAGGGGAUCUCAACAAGCAGCAUCUACGCGACAACGUUCUCCUAGGUUCAGAAGAGCCGUUACUCCAGACAUGAUUGAAGUUGUUCAAUCUUUGGCACCACACUUACACGAGGAACAGAUACGUUACAGUUUACAACAGACAGGAUCAGUGGAAGAAACAGUGGAGAGAUUUUUAAGAGGUGAUGAUUUCCCAUUCCCACCAGGUUUCAGAGCACCUGCGGCAGCUCAACAGCAGGAACAUGGUAGUUCAAACGAUCCAAAGAAAAGAGACAACAUUAAACCUGAUAACUUACUUUCCAAAUUCAAAGUAGACCCAAAGGAUGAUAUGAGCGGGAAAGAUUUCCAAGAGCUAGAUUUGGAGGAACGCAAGAGAUUGUUAGUGUGGCAGGCUAGAAAAAAUAUGGAGAAAAGACUAGAAUCGGAUACAGUUUUGCAGUCGUUGGUCAAGAACAGUAAGUAA
This is a messenger RNA of Zygosaccharomyces rouxii, 606 nucleotides long. RefSeq names its product Cue1p (gene CUE1). Gene Ontology annotation, molecular function: ubiquitin binding. Bases 1 to 606 code for a protein of 201 amino acids. NCBI's taxonomy places the organism in Eukaryota, Fungi, Ascomycota, Saccharomycetes, Saccharomycetales, Saccharomycetaceae. The transcript has a single exon. The record is from RefSeq and is a predicted model, not a curated record.